This is a messenger RNA of Vigna radiata var. radiata (mung bean), 1515 nucleotides long. RefSeq lists its product as uncharacterized. The transcript has a single exon. Bases 35 to 1411 code for a protein of 458 amino acids. Lineage: Eukaryota; Viridiplantae; Streptophyta; Magnoliopsida; Fabales; Fabaceae. The record is from RefSeq and is a predicted model, not a curated record.
CAGAACUCAACAAAGGAAACAGAUACCCUGCAUAAUGAGUAACCUCGCUGUUCGACGCAUUUCAGAAUGCUUUGUGAAGCCUCAAUUCUCCAACCAAAUCUGCAAUCUAACUCCUUGGGAUAUGGUUUCGCUGUCUACAAACUAUAUCCAGAAGGGUCUUCUCUUCAAGAAACCUGCAACCCUUAUUGAUGAACAACAUUUCAUACAAAAUCUGUUGGAGAAGCUCAAACACUCUCUUUCUCUUACCCUCUUCCACUUUUAUCCCUUGUCUGGUCGCCUUGUCACCCACAAAACCCAAAACCCUCCCUCUUAUACUGUUUCUAUUGAUUGCAACAACAGUGAUGGAGCUAGAUUCAUUCAUGCAACUCUGGAUAUCACUAUAGCUGAUAUCCUCUCCCCCUUUGACGUCCCACCCAUUGUUCAAUCGUUCUUUGACCACCACAAAGCAGUCAACCAUGACGGUCACACCAUGCCGCUGUUGUCCAUCCAAGUCACUGAACUACUGGACGGUGUUUUCAUUGGUUGUUCCAUGAAUCACGUUGUCGGUGAUGGCACUUCGUAUUGGAAUUUCUUCAAUACAUGGUCUCAGAUCUUUCAAGCACAAUCUCAAUCUGAAAACCAUGAAUACGAUGUUCCCAUCUCACGCCAACCCAUUCACGAUCGUUUGUUUCCACAUAAUUGUAGUCCACCAAUCUCUCUUCCUUUCAAACAUCAUGACGAGUUUAUUUGGAGAUCUGAAACACCCUUGCUGAGAGAGAGAUUUUUCCACUUUUCAGCAGAAUCAAUUGCCAAACUGAAAGCAAAGGCCAACUCAGAAUCUAAUACCACAAAAAUCUCUUCCUUCCAAUCAUUAUCAGCACUUGUUUGGAGAUCCAUAACUCGUGCGCGCUCCCCACCGUCUGACCAGAAAACAACAUGCAGAUUAGCCGCAAACAGUCGAUCAAGAAUGAAGCCGCCUGUGUCAGAAGAAUACUUUGGAAACUGCGUUCAUGCAGUGAGUGCAGAAACGACAACAGGGGAAUUGCUUGAGAAUGGUAUAGGAUGGGCAGCAUGGAAGUUGCAUGUGGCUGUUACAGACCUUAAUGAUAGAGUGGUGGUAGAAUUUCUGGAAGGGUGGUUAGAUUCUCCUUUCAUAAUUAAAAUGGGUCGUUACUUUGACCCGUAUAGCUUGUUGAUGGGUAGUUCGCCCAGGUUCAAUAUGUAUGGAUGUGAAUUUGGAAUGGGGAAAGCGGUGGCUGCUAGAAGUGGUUAUGCAAACAAAUUUGAUGGGAAGGUGUCGUCAUACCCAGGGCGUGAAGGAGGAGGAAGCAUUGAUUUGGAAGUUUGCCUUUCGCCACACACAAUGAGUGCUUUGGAAUCAGAUGAAGAGUUCAUGAAUGCAGUUACUAAGUUUGAUCCCCUGUUGUUCUAGUUUCCUAAUACGCCCAUUAUGUUCAUCACCUUCACUUGUUUGUUUGUAUUACUAAUCAAAUAAAGGCGAUUGAAAUAAAUAUAUGUGGGAUCGAGUAGAAAAAA